Messenger RNA from Ipomoea triloba (trilobed morning glory), 2061 nucleotides. Its product is annotated as shaggy-related protein kinase epsilon-like. Lineage: Eukaryota; Viridiplantae; Streptophyta; Magnoliopsida; Solanales; Convolvulaceae. The transcript is spliced from 13 exons. Bases 223 to 1638 code for a protein of 471 amino acids. The record is from RefSeq and is a predicted model, not a curated record. Gene Ontology annotation, biological process: protein phosphorylation; signal transduction. Gene Ontology annotation, molecular function: ATP binding; protein serine/threonine kinase activity. Gene Ontology annotation, cellular component: cytoplasm.
UUUACUGGGAAAAAUCUCUCUCUCUUCGCUGUAUAUUGUUGAACGCAGCUAGAAGCGAGAGGGAGAGAAGGCUUCCCCAUUCCAUUCAUUCUUUCCUUUCUCUUUCCCUUUCUCAAUUUUUUUCUGAUCUUCAAUCUUCAAUCCUCUAACAGUUGUUGAGGGUUAGAGAAAGAGAGGGGGGAAAGGAUUUGGCAUCCGCCGUUUGAAAUCGGAAAAAAAAAUAUGAAUAUGAUGCGUCGCCUCAAGAGCAUUACUUCCGGCCGUUCUUCCGUUUCUGAUCCUGGAGGGGAUUCCAACAUUAAGAGGGUGAAGGUUGAGCAAGAGGUUGAUCAGAGGGCUACGGGUGAACCUCAACCGAAGGAAGAAUCCACCACUGCAUUAAGACAGGAUGCAGCCUCGAUAUCUCAGGGAACUACCACGGAUGUGCUAAAUGUGGCUGGAGUGGAAAAAUCUGGCUAUGAUGAGCUUCCCAAAGAAAUGAAUGAAAUGAAAAUUAGAGAUGAAAAUAUUGAUAACCAUGAGGGCAAUGUAAAGGAAAUGGAGCCGGCUGUUGUUAGCGGUAACGGGACUGAAGUAGGUCAGAUAAUUGUAACUACUGUGGGUGGUCAAAAUGGACAACAAAAGCAGAAUUUGUCUUACAUGGCAGAGCGGGUGAUAGGGAGUGGUUCAUUUGGAGUUGUUUUUCAGGCCAAUUGCCUCGAAACCGGUGAUACUGUGGCUAUAAAGAAGGUGCUACAGGACAGGAGAUACAAGAACCGUGAACUCCAGAUUAUGCGUUUAGUCGAUCACCCUAAUGUUGUUCAACUGAAGCAUUGUUUCUAUUCAACUACCGAGAAGAAAGAAAUGUACCUCAACCUUGUGCUGGAGUAUGUGCCCGAAACUAUCUACCGAGUUUCUAGGCACUAUUGCAGAAUGAACCAGCCUAUGCCCAUUAUAUAUGUUCAACUGUAUACAUACCAGAUUUGUCGAGCUCUAAAUUAUUUACACAGUAUAAUUGGUGUGUGUCACCGUGAUAUUAAACCACAGAAUAUAUUGGUUAAUUCCCAUACUCAUCAGCUAAAGCUUUGUGAUUUUGGGAGUGCAAAGAAAUUGGUGCGCGGUGAGCCAAAUAUAUCAUACAUCUGUUCUCGCUACUAUAGGGCUCCAGAAUUGAUCUUUGGGGCUACGGAGUAUACAACUGCUAUUGAUAUGUGGUCUGUUGGUUGUGUUAUGGCUGAGCUACUUCUUGGACGGCCUCUAUUUCCCGGGGAAAGCAGUAUCGAUCAACUAGUUGAAAUCAUUAAGAUUUUGGGGACACCAACUAGAGAGGAGAUUAAGUUAAUGAAUCCGAACUAUACAGAAUUCAAGUUUCCUCAGAUUAAAGCUCAUCCCUUGCACAAGGUAUUUCACAAAAGAAUGCCUCCCGAGGCAGUGGAUCUAAUAUCGAGACUGCUCCAGUACUCACCAACUCUGCGUUGUACUGCUUUGGAGGCUUGCGCACACCCGUUCUUUGAUUCUUUGCGAGAGCCAAACGCGUGCUUACCGAAUGGGAAACCUCUGCCUGCUCUAUUCAAUUUUACUCCUCAAGAGCUAGCCAGUGCGCCAGCCGAGCUGCGAAACCGUCUCAUCCCCGAGCACAUGAGCAAAUCUAUAUGUUGACAGCCACGGCUAUCAAUUUAGGGCGGUGUAAAAAAAUUGUUUCUGCAAGGUUAGGUUAUCAAUACGCAAUCACUGCUAUUUCGUCGCGCCAAGGAUGAAGGAUAUAUAACAGGUUGUCAAAUGUCAAGGUGAUCUUCUAUGGAUUGAUAUGGUGUGUAAAUAAUUAACUAUGAUGAUGAGAGAGAAAGAAAGAGAGACUGAUUUGAUGUGUUCUUCAUGCUGUGAAAAUGGCUUUUAGCUAGUUUGGUUGUUUAUACACUUCUGUGAGAGGUGAAUAGAUUGACCUAGGGAUUACCUCAAUUCUGCACAACACCCUUUUCUUGUCUUUCUUCCUGGUGUUGUCUUUCAUGGGAAGUGAUUUCUGUACCAAAAACCAUUCUUGCACGAAACACUAUAUUUAUUGCCAUUUAUUUGAAUCUCCAA